Molecule: messenger RNA, 1937 nt
Organism: Puccinia graminis f. sp. tritici CRL 75-36-700-3
Lineage: Eukaryota; Fungi; Basidiomycota; Pucciniomycetes; Pucciniales; Pucciniaceae
Exons: 5
Coding region: 16-1401 (461 amino acids)
Biological process (GO): protein insertion into mitochondrial inner membrane from matrix; mitochondrial respiratory chain complex IV assembly
Cellular component (GO): mitochondrial inner membrane
Molecular function (GO): membrane insertase activity
Source: RefSeq, a predicted model, not a curated record
AGGAACCACUUCAAGAUGCUCAGGACGGCAAUCAGCUCAACAUACUCUCGACACGUCACAGGAAAAUCUAGGGCGUUCUCCACCGAUCGUUUGGUGACAAGGUCGCAAUCAUCCAAUGCGCCCCUUCUCUUCAACCUCGCCGCCCGGAGCCCAAGGUUCCUCCGACCCUCAGUGGCCACCAAUCCAUCAAGUUUGAAUUCCAGGAGAGCGUAUUCACUAUGGCCUUUCGGGGGCGGAUCAUCCAAGCCAUCACCACCAACGGAGGAACAAUCAGCCGCACAAUGCCCUGUUGUCGAGAAGCCUGCCGAGACCAUCACACCCAUCACAGCCCCCGAGACAUCACUAAGCACACCCGUCGAGCCGCAACUGGACCAGAUACUUGAAUCGACAUCAGCUAGCCAAGAACUUGCAGCAUUGGAGCUCGAGCAUGGUUUCCUUGGACGAUGUACGAGCGGGGCGAUCGAGAAUGUGCUCUGUACGCUCCACGACCAACUAGCCUUGCCAUGGUUCUUGACCAUCCCCGUCGUCAUCGUCGGGCUUCGAACGGUCCUGAUUCCCAUCAACGUCUGGUCGAUGAGGAUCGGGGCCCGGAACAUGAUCGUCAAGCCCUCGCUCGACCUCAAGAUCUCCAAGAUCAAGGAACUCCAAACUCGCGGAGAACAACAUAAGGCGCUGGCCGCCCAGAACGAGCUGAGAGCUUUCAUGAAACAGGAAGGCUUCAGACCUCUCGCGCCCCUCGGCCUGCCCCUCCUCCAGGGAAGUCUCUUCGUCUCCUUCUUCUGGGCUCUACGUGAGAUGGGAAGUCAUCAUCUACCUAGUCUGACUACCGAGGGCGCCCUCUGGUUCACCGAUCUCACCCUGGCCGGUCCUUGGUAUGGCUUACCGUUGAUCGCUUCUGGUUUGACUCUACUGAGUGUUGAGACUGCUUCCGAGAUGGGCGGCUUGAAAGCAGGUCAGAGCCAAAAGGUUAUGUGGUUUUUACGAGCUGUGAUUGUUGGAACCCUAUGGUUAUUCCACGAUUUACCUUCAGCGGUAUUUCUAUACUGGUGUACAAACAACAUGUUUUCGUUACUUUGGGGGACGUUUAUCCGGCUGAUCCCGAAGUCAUUGAAGGCCAAACUAGGGAUCCCCGAUACCGCUGCGAUCAACGCAAGUCAAACCACCUCGACGACUCCCACUCCCAGCUUCCUCGACGGAUUCAAAGCCGCCGCAUCUUCCCCUUCGUCUACUCCUCCACCAUCCUCUGCUUCGUCUAGUCCUUCUGUAGCUGCUGCUGCUGCUGCUCAUCACACUCUUCCUAUCUCGCCCCCGCAGCCCAUCCUUUGGCAAAAACCUGCUCCUAAACGCACUCUCAAAAAUAAUCCUAAGAAACCUGUCACUCCUACUACUACUACUACUUGAAAGAAGAAAGAAAAAUCCCCUCUUAUGAUGACACUUUUUUUUUAUACUCAAAUCUCUUCCAAUCAAUUUGGUCAUCUUUCUUUGCCAAACUACAUAUUCCCCCCAUAUAAAAGACAAACCAGCAUAGUCAUUGGUGGUUACAAACCUAUCCAUAUUCUGACAUGGUAUACCCACCCCAACUGAUAAGCUCAUAGAAAUCCAUACCUCUGUUUUUCAUUACAUAUACAAUACAUACAUCAUGUGACAUCUAGCUCAUUGGGAUGACAGAGAUUGCUGUUGGUUCCCAAGGGUCAAGAUUUAUGCACAUUCUCAAUAUUUAUGUAUACAUUGUCUGUAAGUGCUUGGGUGUGAUGGUGAGGGUGAGUUGUAAAGGUUGGGCUCCCGUGUCAUUCUGACUCGCAAACAGAUUCUACUUAUCUUGAACACAUACAUACAUCAGCAGGUGGUGAGGUCUCAAGAGUGCAAGUGAACAUUUUUUAUUCAGAAUUGAAUCAAGGAUCUUAGAAAACGCAAGUCCAACUAUCUAUAAUGUCUUU